This is a messenger RNA of Aureobasidium subglaciale EXF-2481, 2727 nucleotides long. RefSeq lists its product as uncharacterized. Gene Ontology annotation, molecular function: histone H3K36 methyltransferase activity; protein binding. The record is from RefSeq and is a predicted model, not a curated record. The transcript is spliced from 3 exons. Gene Ontology annotation, biological process: regulation of DNA-templated transcription. The coding region runs from base 1 to 2727 and encodes 908 amino acids. Gene Ontology annotation, cellular component: chromosome; chromatin; nucleus. Lineage: Eukaryota; Fungi; Ascomycota; Dothideomycetes; Dothideales; Saccotheciaceae.
AUGGAGGAUGCGCAGGCGCGACCGGCAUCAAAUGGAGACACACCUCGAAGAUUCAAGAAGGAGACACCUUUGUCCAAGCAGCCGAGCGCAACGCAAUCGCCGGCGGUCAAGGGCGAGCGUGAAGAGACGAUAGGUGGCGAUCUCAGCAUCAAGCUUGAGCCCGGCAAAGCUCCGAAGCUGUCGCGCACCAUGUCCCAGAAAGUUAUUACUGGACCUCGACAAUUGUUUAACGAUCUACCUGACGCUACUGAUGAAGCUACGUCAACGUUUGACAUUCUUGCUGAUUGCACGUAUGGCGCAAAGCAUCUUGGCACCACCGAGCAAGCGCUCGAAUGCGACUGCGUUGAAGAAUGGGAUGCGCGAACCCAAUCUAACAAUGCCUGUGGCGAGGAUUCUGAUUGUAUCAACCGGGCCACCAAAAUGGAGUGCCCGGGGGACUGCGGCUGUGGAGAUGGUUGCCAAAAUCAGCGCUUUCAACGCAAGGUCUAUGCCGACGUUUCUGUCAUCAAGACAGACAAAAAAGGCUUCGGUCUACGAGCUAACCGAGACCUCAAGCCGAACGACUUCAUCUUUGAAUACAUCGGCGAAGUCAUCUCGGAGCCCGCCUUCAGGCGACGAAUGCACCAAUAUGAUCAAGAGGGCAUAAAGCACUUUUAUUUCAUGUCCCUCGCCAAAAGUGAAUUUGUUGACGCAACCAAAAAGGGAAACCUCGGCCGAUUCUGCAACCACUCGUGCAAUCCGAAUUGUUAUGUCGACAAAUGGGUUGUCGGGGAUCGACUCCGCAUGGGCAUCUUUGCCGAGCGUCAAGUCGAAGCCGGAGAAGAGCUUACCUUUAACUACAAUGUCGACCGCUAUGGUGCCGACCCUCAGCCCUGUUACUGCGGUGAACCGAACUGUUCUGGAUUCAUUGGCGGCAAGACACAAACAGGCGAUCGUGGGACCCAACUUUCAUCAACCAUUCAAAAGGCUCUUGGCAUCUUUGGAAACGAAGAUUGGGAAAAUGCCGCUCAUACCAAAAAGCCGCGAAAGAAGAAGGCUUCUGAGGAGGAUGAGGAAUACAUCGACAGUAUUGAGCUUAAGCAGCUUGGCCCAGCCGACGUCAAGGUUGUCAUGGGAGAAAUCUACAAGAGCCAAGAAAAAUGGAUCAUCGUCAAGCUUCUCAACCGUAUACAGAAUUGCGAGAACGAGAACGUGCAGUUCAAAGUCGCAAAGAUGCACGGCUAUGUCAUUCUCAACAAACUUCUCAAGACAUAUGCCGACGACACGAAUAUCCUUUUGCAGAUUCUGGACAUUCUUAACAAGAUUCCGCGAUUGACUCGCAACAAGAUCGUCGACUCCAAGAUUGAUGUCACCGUCGAAGGUCUGCUCGAACAUGAAGACGAGAGAGUCAAGACACAAGCUGGAAAGAUCUACGAAGAGUGGAGCAAGCUAGUCAUCGCCUACCGUAUCCCUCGAGUGAAGAGAGACCCCAACUUGCUGCAGCAAGAGAAGAGGUCAGACCGACCAGAGAGAAAGACCCGGGAUAGAAGCCGAUCUCGAUCACGCUCAAGGUCGGUUGAAGCACCGAGGGGGCCCAAAGGACCAUCUGGCAAGGCAAUUCCUUUUGGGCCUCGUGGAGGUGUGCAUAGAGGUGGCUUCUACCAAAACGGCCCUCGAGCUCCCUUCAGACCUCGAGCUCCACCUCCGCCAGCCGAGCUUCCGCCUGGCUGGUAUGUCGCAUUUGAUCAAAAUGGCACACGCUACUACUACGAUGGCGAUGGUAACGUCCAAUGGACACCGCCCACCCAGUCGGCGACCAACGCACCCCCACCUCCGCCACCAAGAGUGCUGUCCGAAGCACAGAAACUUGAAGACCUGAUUCAAGGCAUCGUCAACAAGAAGGAACCACCGAGCACCGACAAACCCUCGGCCACGGCAACUCCGACGGAGACACCUGUCAAAUCCAAAUCUGAUGAGAAGUGGCGAUCAUUACCUGAAGAGAAGCAGAAGAGGGUAUACGAGAACACCCUCUUCCCAUCUGUCAUUCACGUUGCCAACAAAUACAAAGGCAAACUCGACAGAGAGGACAUCAAGCGCUUCGCAAAAGAAUGCUCCAAGAAGCUUGUCAACUCCGACUUCAAAAACAACCGUGUCACCGACCCGAGCAAGAUCGAUACACGACAAGAGAAGGCGGUGAAGAAGUUCGUGGCCGAGUUUUUCGAGAGAGCUGUGGUGAAGAAGAAGGAGCAUGACCAACGCAAAGGACAAAGCUCGAGCCAAGCAGACAUGGAGACGAUGCAGAUCGAUUCACCCAAAAAGGACGUCGACAUGGAAAACAGCAACGGUAUCGCUGCAACACCAAGCCCACCAGUGCUUAAGCGUGCGCGUGACGAAGAAGGUUCGACCGCAGGAGCUGAUCAUGACGACGAUCAACAAGGCAAGAAGGCCAAAGUCGCUGCACCCGCUCCUCCACCUCCUCCACCGCCGCCAGCCGGGGAUGUGCGCAAGGAAAGCAUGCAACCAAGCAGCGAAGACUAUUCCGGUGCUGAAGGCUUCUCGAUUAAGGGUGCCGCUGGCGGACUUCAUCAACGUACAGCAAAGUACCAGUCACCAAUGCAGGUUGCAACACCACCUACAACCAACAGCCCCGACGCCGAAGAACGGGAACGCCGCCGAAGAGAGUUCAGUGGAGUCAACGCAGACAGAAUGAGGCAUUUGGGAUUCAUGGAUGGCUCGAAUGAUCGCUGA